Nematocida ausubeli is the source of this 699-nucleotide messenger RNA. RefSeq lists its product as uncharacterized. Bases 1 to 699 code for a protein of 232 amino acids. The transcript has a single exon. NCBI's taxonomy places the organism in Eukaryota, Fungi, Microsporidia. The record is from RefSeq and is a predicted model, not a curated record.
AUGAUAUUCACACCAGAAAACAUUAAGAAGCUCCAAGAUAUAGUUGUGGUGGUGUACAAGGGAAAGCACGGAAACUACGAGGUAGCAGCCCACCCGAAGAAGCUCUAUGAGUACAGAAGGCAGACUGCAUCUUUGGACGAAGUCCUAUGGACCGAGAGCAUAUUCUCAGAUAUAAGCAAGGGGAAGCUUGCAGGCAAGAAAAGCGUGCAGGAUGAGUUUGGCAAGGACCAUGGCAAAGCGCUAGAGGAAAUUCUAAAACUAGGAACUGAGAGAAAGGACAGUGCAACCCGGGAGUACGAGCAAGAGAACUCAAAGAAGGCUAUGGCAGAGGGAAUUAUCCACAGAAUGCGAAAAGAGGGCGGGGAGGUUCUAACACAUGCUGAGGCUGAGGGUGUUCUACGAAAAAUAAACUACACACCAAGCGGAAAGCCCAUGAAAAUACAGCUGUCAGAUGUUCUGAAAAAAACCGUUCUUCUUGGGUACGUUAGAAGGAAAAUACGGGCCAGAGUAGCUAAAAGGCUGGACUGGUCUGCAAUUACAUCUGCUCUUCCCAUAGGCUCGUUUCUUAGGGAAAUAGAUGCAACUGGUAUCAUAGAAAUGUCGGAUGACUUGUAUGGCGCAGUCCACAGACAUGCAGAGUCUCACAAUGCAGAGAUUGAAGACUUGCCGGAUAUUGAAGAUGCGGAGGUGGAAAUAUAA